Impatiens glandulifera is the source of this 2287-nucleotide messenger RNA. Its product is annotated as fimbrin-5-like. Gene Ontology annotation, cellular component: cytoplasm; actin filament bundle; actin filament. The record is from RefSeq and is a predicted model, not a curated record. Lineage: Eukaryota; Viridiplantae; Streptophyta; Magnoliopsida; Ericales; Balsaminaceae. Gene Ontology annotation, biological process: actin filament bundle assembly; actin filament network formation. Bases 33 to 2036 code for a protein of 667 amino acids. Gene Ontology annotation, molecular function: actin filament binding. The transcript is spliced from 14 exons.
CAGAGGUGGUGGUUGUGCAUAUACAAUCCAAAAUGUCUGGUUUUCAAGGUGUCGUUGUUUCUGAUCCAUUCCUUCAAAGCCAGUUUACGCAAGUCGAACUCCGAACCCUCAAGUCCAAAUUUCUGUCAUGUAGGAAUCAAUCUGGUAAAGCCACAUUAGGAGACUUACCUCCAAUGGUGGUGACUCUAAAAGGCGUAAAUGAAGUGUUUAAUGAGGAUCAGGUUAAGAGUAUCUUUCUUGAAACCUCUCCUGAUCUCAGCCAAGAAGUUGAUUUUGAAUCCUUCCUUCAGAUAUAUGUAAAGUUGAAAUCUAGAGCAUCGAGUAAAUUGGGUGGACCAAAAUUAAAAGGUUCAACUUCAUUUCUAAAGGCUUCCACCACCACUAAUCGCCACAUGAUUAGUGAAAGUGAGAAAGCCUCUUAUGUUGCCCAUAUUAACAACUUCCUUGGAGAAGAUCCCUUCUUGAAGGAAUUUCUUCCAUUGAAUCCUGCUGAUAAUUCUUUAUUUGAUCUUGCAAGCGAUGGAGUUCUUCUCUGUAAGCUCAUCAAUAUAGCAGUUCCUGGCACAAUAGAUGAACGAGCAAUUAAUACUAAAAAGGUCCUUAAUCCAUGGGAGAGGAAUGAGAAUCAUACACUUUGCCUCAAUUCUGCUAAGGCUAUAGGAUGUACUGUUGUCAAUAUUGGCACGCAAGACAUUAUUGAAGGAAGAACUCAUCUUGUAAUGGGGAUCAUUUCUCAAAUUAUUAAGAUUCAAAUGUUGGCUACCCUCAACUUGAGAAAAACACCUCAGCUGGUGGCAUUGGUCGAUGACAGCAAGGACAUGGAAGAACUCAUGGCAUUGCCUCCUGAAAAGGUUCUGCUGAAGUGGAUGAAUUUCCAGCUGAAGAAAGCAGGAUACGAAAAAGAGGUUACAAAUUUUUCAUCUGAUCUGAAGGAUGGUGAAGCUUAUGUGCAUCUGCUUAAUGUUCUUGCCCCGGAACUUGGAAAUGCUGGUAUGAUGGAAGUGAAGGAUCCUUCACAAAGAGCAGAUAUGGUACUUGCUCAGGCAGAUAAACUGAAUUGCAAGAGAUAUAUAUCCUCCAAGGACAUUGUUGAGGGUUCUACAAAUCUAAAUCUUGCAUUUGUUGCACAAAUAUUCGAGCAGAGGAAUGGGUUGUCAGUUGAUACUGAAAAGAGUAGUCCUUUCGCUGAGAUGAUCAUGGAUGAUGAUCAAACAUCAAGGGAAGAAAGAGUUUUUCGGCUGUGGAUUAACAGCCUUGGAAUUGAAUCUUACGUCAAUAAUUUGUUUGAGGAUGUCAGGAACGGAUGGGUGCUAUUGGAAGUUCUUGACAAAAUUUCCCCAGGUACAGUCAUAUGGAAGCAAGCAUCGAAACCGCCUAUCAAGAUGCCUUUCAGAAAAGUUGAGAACUGCAAUCAAGUUAUAAAUAUUGGAAAAGAUUUAAAUCUGUCUCUUGUAAAUGUAGCUGGGAAUGAUAUAGUUCAAGGCAAUAAGAAGCUCAUAGUAGCUUUUUUGUGGCAGUUGAUGAGGUUUAUGGUUCUCCGACUGUUGAAGAAUUUGAGGUCAUUCUCUCAAGGAAAGGAGAUAACAGAUACCGACAUUAUCCUCUGGGCAAACAACAAAGUGAAGCGUUCAGGCAGAAAAACUCAAAUGGAAAGUUUUAAGGACAAGAGUCUUUCCAAUGGAAUUUUCUUUCUAGAGCUUCUCACUGCUGUGGAGCCAAGGGUUGUCAACUGGACAGUUAUUACCAAAGGGGAGGAUGACGAGGACAAGAAGCUAAACGCAACAUACAUAAUAAGUGUGGCUCGAAAGCUCGGUUGCUCUGUUUUCUUGUUGCCUGAAGACAUAAUGGAGGUGAACCAGAAGAUGAUUCUAACUUUAGCAGCAAGCAUUAUGUACUGGAGCCUGCUGAACAAAGGGGCAGACCCAGAACCAAUACCUUCUUCUUCAGUCGAAGCAGAUGCCGAAGAGGAGACAGUCCCAGCUAGUGUAGAGAAUGAAGAUCCUCCUCCUAAUGAUGAGGAACCACCAGCAGAAUGAAUGGCAUGGAUGGAUAGUUUUACAAAAGAUUCAUUGAUUUCUUUCAAGAUCAAGGGAUUUGGUUAAAGUGUUCUUUCAUCUUAAUUAAUUAUGCCAAUAUAUAUAUAGUAGGAAAAGUUUUGUUCAAGUUUUAAGUUAAGAGUUCUUUCUUUUUGCAUUCUUUUCAUCAAAAUACCAUGUUUCAUUUUGAUGAGUAGUUGUAGCAUGCAAUAAUGUAUAAAUCAUAUAAUUUAUGUUUACAUUCUUUAGUG